Messenger RNA from Cryptococcus wingfieldii CBS 7118, 1029 nucleotides. RefSeq lists its product as hypothetical. The record is from RefSeq and is a predicted model, not a curated record. Bases 1 to 1029 code for a protein of 342 amino acids. NCBI's taxonomy places the organism in Eukaryota, Fungi, Basidiomycota, Tremellomycetes, Tremellales, Cryptococcaceae. The transcript is spliced from 11 exons. Gene Ontology annotation, molecular function: hydrolase activity, hydrolyzing O-glycosyl compounds. Gene Ontology annotation, biological process: glucan catabolic process.
AUGAGACUUCGGACGCAUUACCUGUGGGGAGCGACACUGGUAGCCCGAUUUGGAGGGCAUGUUCUGGCUCAAGAGGCACCAUCGGGCGAUUUGCCUGCAACUUCCUCUGUGGUAUCAUCUUUACACGCUGUCCAGCCAGCACCCCCUGCAACAGGCGAGCCCGACGGUCCGAAGAGAGUCAUGUACAGCCAAAAAGAACUCCUCAGCUGGACUCGACAUGAAAGACGGGCGCUGGAAUGGGAAGUGCAGAUUGCAUAUGAGGGGCAGACCUUCUUUGACGGAUGGAACUGGUUCACAGAAGACGACCCAAGCAAUGGCCUGGUCAACUAUGUCGGUCGUUCCAAGGCCUUCUCGGAUGGGCUGGCGUUUUGGACCAAGGACGGUAUACCUGGCAUACAGGCCGAACACUGGGCCACAACCGAUGUAGGAGCACAUCGCAACUCUGUCCGGAUAACUACCAAGUCUCUCUUUGAAGGCGGGCUCUUCAUCAUCGAUAUGGCUUUGAUGCCUUGGGGUUGUGGCGUGUGGCCGGCCUUUUGGACCCUUGGAGCCGACGGCGCCUGGCCUGAGACGGGAGAGAUCGACAUCAUUGAAGGGGUUCAGGCCAACACCAACAACCACUCUAUGCCUGGGUGCGCUAUCAACUCAAGUACUGAGGAUCUGUACUCUGGAUACAUGGGUAAUCAAGACUGUGAUUCUUCGAACGUAGGUGGAAGCGGCUGUUCCAUAAUUUCCAACUCCGACUCCUCCUUCGGCAUGCCUUUCAACGAAGCCGGAGGCGGAGUAUUUGCCAUGCUGUGGGACAAUGAUGGGAUCAGGAUGUGGAAUUGGAACAGAGCGCAGAUUCCGUCAGACAUCAGCGACAGCACCCCGUCCCCGUCUACCUGGGGUCUGCCCGUGGGUACUUGGGAUGCCUCUAUUUGCGACCUCUCCUCGUUUUUCAAGGCUCAAAUAUUGACGUUGAAUGUCAACAUCUGCGGAGACUGGAUCUACAACACCUGGGACCGUGAGCCUCUCUCCCAUUUUUGA